Molecule: messenger RNA, 900 nt
Organism: Anthostomella pinea
Lineage: Eukaryota; Fungi; Ascomycota; Sordariomycetes; Xylariales; Xylariaceae
Source: the annotation of a GenBank genome assembly
AUGAAAUACCGCGCGGAGAUGGGUAAACAUGUCUGGAAAUGCGAGGGAACUGUCAAAAUCGGCCAUGAUUUCACAGGUGCUUGUUUUGGUGAAUCAAGUACCAAGACAGCCGCACGAGUGGCAGCCUGGCUACAGCUGCUGUCCCAAAUGCACGAAGCUGGGCUCCCGAAAACACUGUUUUCCAACCCUGCCGACAAACGCCCUAAAAAGGAUCCCAAGCCGUCCGCUCAACUUCCCUCAGAGCCAGCUGAUUCGGUACCGACGGGUGCCGUUUCUCUGCCUCCAUCAAACCAGCAACACAAACAGUCUCCAUCAGCACAUAGCCCGGAAGUUAGUCCGGCGGUGACUCCGGAGGUGACUCCGGUCAAGGCGGACAUUGGCGCAUCAUCUCGCCAACUGAUGCGACGAGCGGUGGCAGAAGCCAGAGCGGCCGGUCUGCCCAGCGGAAAGGUGGAAUUAGAAGUGGAAGCAGCACCACGAAGCCGCCGCUCUUUCCGGACUCGCUUGAGUACAGCUGCCGAAGCCGAGCUCAAUUCCAAGUUGAGGGAGCAACAGCAAAUACUUGCUACGGCCCCAGAGCACGCCCCCUUCCGCGCCAAACAGGCUACCUUACCAAUCAACAUAUACCGCAGUCAAGUAAUGGAGAUGAUAUUGAAGAAUCAGGUCUCCUGUGUCGUUGGCGCGACCGGCAGUGGCAAGACUACCCAGGUUGCCCAGAUGAUAUUGGAUCACUUCAUCUCGAUGGGAUCCGGAGCGUCUUGCAACGUCGUUUGCACCCAGCCUCGGCGCAUUGCUGCAAGCUCUGUAGCCCGACGGGUGGCAGUCGAGCGGAAUGAGGACCUCGGAGAUUCGGUGGGCUACCAUGUGCGACUCGAUGCAGCGACCUCGCCCUCAUGGUAG